Acanthocheilonema viteae is the source of this 3755-nucleotide messenger RNA. The record is from the annotation of a GenBank genome assembly. NCBI's taxonomy places the organism in Eukaryota, Metazoa, Nematoda, Chromadorea, Rhabditida, Onchocercidae.
GGGCAUUCAAUGUUAUGUCUUACAAAUGGCAAAAGGAAAAUUGGGGAUGUGAACUGAGUGAAAAUGAACGAAUUAUUGACUGGUCAUUCUUAGCGGAAUUGAAUUUCACAUUAGUUGCUUUACUGACUUCUAAAGGUGGAGUUCUAAUUUAUUCCAACGUUGGAAGCAGUGGCGUCAGACUCUGUGUUACUCAUUUACGGAAAUUUGCUCCAACUGUAAACGAAGCUGCUGCUAUAUGCGUCCUUCCUGGUGCUAGUGGUCUAGCAUUUAUUCUUUUAAAAGGGAGUGUUUUACUGGUACCACUGCGAUGUAUUCUGGACGUUCCGUGGGGGAGAUGUGAUAUUUUGGCCAAUGAUUCUAUUUCAAUUUUGGAAGUUAAUGGUGUGGAAGAAGGAUGCCUCUGUACACCAACGUCUGCACUCUGUUACACUGCCUAUCAUUUAAAUCGUCCUUACUUAAUAUAUGCAAAUAAGGCUGGACAACUAUUCAUUAUUGAUUUAACUAUGAUGGUAGUGUCCGUAAUGUUAAGAGCACCAGAAAGCAUUCACAAUAUUUCUUUGUAUGCAAGCAAAGGCGAUGCUCAUUUACUGGUAAGCGGUUUCACCGGUGAACAGUGGAUAUUGCCACUGGAAACUGAUGGACGUGGCUUGCGUGAAACGUUAGGUCAGGUUAUACCAUGGGAUUUAAGAGAACAGUAUCACAAAACAUGUCAAAUCAGUGUUGCCUUCGAUGGGAAUCUUGCUCUGCUUAACACUGAAGAUUGUAUUGUCAAAUUCUACGACGAUACCGAUAUGAAAAUAGCGAAAAAUUCUGUCUCUGUACCUGAAAACACGUGGCAGGUACAUAUCCUCCCACAUGCGAUAUUUGCUGUUACUGAUCAGGCUUCUGGUACAAGAGUUUCGGUCCAUUUCGGUGGUUUGUUUAGUGCUGCAAAGAUUUUUUACGAAAAAAUCCUUGAUUUUUCAAAUGAGAAAAUAUUGGGUUUUGUACCGAUUCUAUGCGAGAAUAUUCUGCCUUCGUGUUUGCUUGUGACGGAACAUGAUCUUAUCGUUUUAUCCCCGAAUAAUUGUGAGCUUGCUGUUACAAUACUGCAGAGUUCCUGUGAAAAUGAUUAUGAAACGUUUAGAUCUUUACGCGAGGUUCUGGUUGAUUAUAUCGCGAAACUCGACUAUAGUUAUAACAUUUGCAUGUUGGUUGCUGAAACAUUUAGAAUGAAUACCACAGAUCUAGUUCAAAAUGUCCUCGACGAUACGUUUUCCAUUGUUCAGAAUUCUAUGGAUCGCGAAAUCAUUUUGGAUAAACUGAUUCAUCUUGCACUUGAUUCAUCUAUAGAUCUUAUCACUUUAAUACAGUGGUGCAUAAAAAAUAAUUCUGAACAUGCUCUUGUCGAAGUGGUGAGAGACAUCUGUGCAGGAGAUCCAAAUGAAGAAAGUAGACAUCACAUGAUCAAUCUGUGCAUGGCUCGUUAUAAAGCCUUCCCUCAAGACAGAGAUAAGAUUGAAACCAUUUUAAACGAAUUUUUGGUGCGACAUCCAGAUGUUCACAUUGGCAUGGAGCAGUUGCUUGAAGAGGAUUUUUGGACCAGUGUUACUAUAGUCGUUGAUAAUUCGUUAGAUAAAGCUGAAACUGUGGGAAGAUAUCUAGCAAAAACCGAAAAGAAUUGGCCAGUUGUUCAUAGUUCAUUUAUUGUGAAAAUUUUGUCAUCUUUAUGUUGGAAGUCAUACAGCAAAGAGGAUGGUGAAAUACUUUUACGCCGCAUGACGGAAUUUGUACCUCAUCUCAGAUCUGUGCCACAUCUCACUACAUUUGCUAAGAUUGGUGUCGAACAAGUGACGAGUUAUCAACAUAAUGCAGCUGUUCUGUACGUGUUAUCUUCGCUACAUUUGAUGCAAGCAACAUACAAUACUUGUCUUCCUUCUGCAACGGAUAACAUUAUCUCAAGUGGAUCGAACUUUACCGCCGUAGUGACUUCAGAAGAAGGUCUUGGGUAUUGGGGAGAAUUCUCCCCAGGACUAUUAAAGUCGAAAGAAUAUGAAAAACCUCGUGAGCAUUGCGUAUCUCGUUUAUGUAUGCUGGAUAUACCCACUAGAAUUUCUAGCGUUUCUUGCGGCACUGAACAUCUGCUCUGCUUAACUAUACAGGGGAAGGUCUAUGCGUUUGGUCGAAAUAGAUUUGGUCAGUGUGGUGUCGGCCAUACAGAUGAGGUUACAGUUGCAACAGAAAUUGUUGAUUGUUAUGGGAGUGCGCGUACAAUAUGUGCUGGACAUUACCAUUCAGCUCUAAUCAAUGAAAAGGGAUAUGUUUUCACUUGGGGUUGGUCGUUUCAUGGACAGCUAGGAAUUAAUACUCACUCCUCAUUUGCAGACAAACUUGUUCCGAAUUUAGUGAAGUCUUUGAAUGGGCGAGUUAUUUCAGUUGCAUGUGGAUAUGCACAUACAUUGUUUUUAAUGGAAUCAGGCGUUAUUUAUUCUUGCGGUAACGGGUCAUAUGGACAGCUGGGUACUGGUGUUGAAAUAAAAAAACGUUUUGAACCUGAAGCAGUUCCCGUGCCUGAUAAAGUUAUUAUGAUUGCUUCAAAGUAUUUUCAUUGUUUGGCAGUAUCCGAAAGGCAAAAAAUUUACUGCUGGGGUACUAAUCCACAAGCAUUGAAGAUGAAAAUGUUUGUCAAGCGAAGAUUGCGCGCAGAAGUAGAUAAGAGUACUUCAGCGACUGGAAAGAAAAAUGACAAAUUGGCAAUCAAUAACGACCAUUUAAUAGUUACGGAAUUAGAACACAUGGUGCAAGGGAGAAUAAUACAUAUUGACGCAGGUUAUAGUCAUUCAGCUCUUAUAAACGAACAUAAAAAUCUGUACACAUGGGGUAAAAGUUUGGAUAUGCAACUGGGUCAUGGAAACAAGAAAGAGCAAGAAGAACCUCAUCAACUGUUUGAACCAGCAGAUGUAGCUUGGGAUUUUGUUUCCUGCGGAUACGAUUUCACUACUGCAGUAACAUCUAAAGGCACUGUUUACGUGUGGGGGAGAAAUUAUAAAGGCCAUUUGGGCGUUGAAUCAAGCGUUUCUCCAUCAGGUAGUCGUAAAAUUGUGUUUAAAACAGCAAAAGGUCCUUCGAAAACAAUUGAAGUGGCUGGUGACAGUCCGUGCAUACCACGACCAACGAAGUUUCCAUCACUCGUUGCAUUUACCCUUACAGAAGUCUGCUUCGACGAAGUGAGAAAACGUAGUUUCAUUGAUUUUGUGAAAAAAAUGGACUCGAACACGAUCUCAAAUAUUUCUUCGCAACUUCUUAGAAAUCCAGUGUAUUGCCUUCCCGCUGUAUAUGUUCAUUUAUUGGCUGGCGAUCUCAUUCAUGCUAUUGAAUUUCUUGUGAGAAUACCGUCAAAAGAAAUGGAAGAAAUGGUGGAUAAUAAUAAUGAACAGGAAGGAAGCGCAUUAUUUGCUUUUAUUGAUGUUGUCUGGGAUUUGUUGUGCAAACACCCAAAUUUCACGGUUCAAUCCAAAGCUGUAUCGGAUUUGCUGAAUACUUUCGCUGUUAGUGAUCGUGUUGUUAAGAGCAAGGAAUUGAGUGCAUUGGCUCCACUUCUUUUGAUUUCGAAACCAGAAGUACUUUCGUCACUAAAUUCAUUUGAAACCCUGGAAAUUUUAGAAAAAUGGCAACCUGAUCUAUCUUUUCAUGGCUUACAAGUAUCUCAAAAUUCUGUCCAGGUUGGGCAAUCAGUCUUUAAAGACGAAAACAUGAAUAAUGAAGCGAUGUUAUAA